GGCGAUGUCAGGGCCGGCGGGGGACAGGCCCGGGGCCGCCGAGACGCCGAUCUUGGGCGCGCUGCGGGGCCACCGUGUCUAUGCGCGCCGCUGGGUCUUCCUGCUGGUACUCAGCCUGCUCAGCUGCUCCAACGCCACGCUGUGGCUCAGCUUCGCGCCUGUGGCUGACAGGAUCGUCCAGUACUUCCACCUCUCCACUGAGCAGAUCAACUGGCUCUCGCUGGUCUACCUUGCAGUGUCCAUCCCAUUCGGCGUGGUGGCCAUUUGGGUUCUGGACUUUGUCGGGCUCCGCUGGGCGACCAUCCUGUGUGCAUGGCUGAACUUUGCUGGGAGUGUGAUCCGCAGCCUGUACUGCAUGGACAUCGGGACCCAGGACCCAUUUGCCUUCCUCAUGGGUGGGCAGAGCCUCUGUGCCCUGGCCCAGACCCUGGUCAUCUUCUCUCCAGCCAAGCUGGCUGCCUUGUGGUUCCCCGAGCACCAGCGAGCCACAGCCAACAUGAUCGGCACCAUGUCAAACCCCCUGGGCAUCCUGGUGGCCAACCUGCUGUCACCCGCCCUGGUGAAGAAGGAGGAGGAUAUCCCCUUAAUGCUGGGCAUCUACAUCAUCCCUGCUGGCCUCGCCUGCCUGCUGGCCACUGCGUGCCUCUGGGAGAGCGUGCCCCCCACCCCGCCUUCUGCUGGGGCUGCCUGCUCCACCUCGGAGAAGUUCCUGGAUGGGCUGAAGCUGCUUGUGCGGAACAAGGCCUACGUCAUCCUGGCUGUGUGCUUCGGGGGUGGCAUCGGCAUCUUCUCCAGCUUCUCAGCCCUUCUGGAACAGGUCCUCUGUGUGAAGGGCUACUCCAAUGAAUUUGCGGGCUUCUGUGAGUCUCUCUUCAUCGAAUUUGGGGUGCUGGGGGCACUGGUUCUCGGCCUGUACGUGGACCGGACCAAGCAUUUCACUGGAGCCCUCAAGAUCGGCCUCUGUCUGACCUCCAUGGUCAGUGUGGCCUUUGCCCUGGUGUCCCAACUUCAGGGACAGACUGUUGCCCUGGCCGUCAUCUGCUCACUGUUUGGGCUCUUUGGCUUCUCUGUGGCACCCGUAGCGAUGGAGCUGGCGGUCGAGUGUUCCUUCCCAGUGGGUGAGGGUGCGGCCGCGGGCCUGAUCUUCGUGCUGGGGCAGGCCGAGGGUGUGCUCAUCAUGGUGCUGCUGACAGCCCUGACCGUGCGUCGUGCAGAGCCGUCCUUCUCCACCUGCCAGGAUGGCCAGGGCCCACUGGACUGGAAGGUGUCCGUGCUGCUGAUGGCUGGUCUGUGCACCCUCUUCACCUGCUUCUUGGUGUUCUUCUUCCAUACCCCGUACCGGCGCCUGGAGGCCGAGGCAAGCGCUAGCCCCUCCAUCCAGGAGGACGUGUGCCCGGCAGUCGAGGACCACACACCCCACCUGGCAGCCAUGCCUGAGGCUCUGCCUUGGGACCCCACGACCCCCAGCACAGAUGCUGCAGGAAGCUCAGGGGCAGCUCAUUCCUAGAGCCUGCUCUCCUGACCCUGCCUUC
Messenger RNA from Ceratotherium simum simum (southern white rhinoceros), 1532 nucleotides. RefSeq names its product solute carrier family 49 member 3 (gene SLC49A3). Gene Ontology annotation, biological process: transmembrane transport. NCBI's taxonomy places the organism in Eukaryota, Metazoa, Chordata, Mammalia, Perissodactyla, Rhinocerotidae. Gene Ontology annotation, cellular component: membrane. Gene Ontology annotation, molecular function: transmembrane transporter activity. The record is from RefSeq and is a predicted model, not a curated record.